CUAUUUCCGUUGAUUUGAAAUCCAUUUUCUUAACCGCGAAGAUUCCUCCUUGACUUUCCUUGAUCGAGGCAGUUUAGAACCUAGAAAAAUACUCUUAGCUCUAUAGGAAGCGAAGGCAUCAUUGAGCAAAUCAAGCACACCAUGGGAGGCGAUUCAGUUUCCUCUCAAGGUGAAGAUUCUUGUUCAGAUGUGGAAUUUUCAUGGUUUUCUUCCAAUUCUCCUAAUCUUCCAAGGGAUAAUUUGAGCGUGAAGGUUGAAGAUGAUAUAGUGAGUGGGGAAAAUGGGUUGGCACAAGUAGAAACCAGGGAAAGAAAGAGUGGGCCUUCUUUUUCUUCUUUUGAUUUUGAAGUCAAUAUCAACAGGAAACAUCGCAUCUACCAAGAAAUCUUGCAGAAUUAUGAUGAAUUGAGAAUUCAUUGCAAGAAUUUGAAAGAGGAAAGAGAAAAAAUUUUGAGCUAUAGCCCAGGAGCAUGGACAGAGAAUGUGGGUGGGUUGAAAUUAAGUGAUUAUGAUAUACCAAAGACAACAUGCCUCAUAUUGAUUGGUCCAAGAGGGUCAGGCAAAAGUAGUCUCAUAAAUAGAAUCUCUAGAGUAUUUGAAGAUGACAAAUGUGCACCAGCAAGAGCACAAGUAUCAUAUAAUUCAUCUACAGGAGAUGGGACGUACUUCCUCCAGGAGUAUAUGAUUCCAAGAGACUCAACUUCUAUCUGUUUGUAUGAUACACGUUGUUUAUCUGGUGAUCCAAAUGAUGAUGAUAGAAUUCUAUAUCAAUGGAUGACAGAAGGUGUUCGUCAUGGAGAGCUUGUUCUCAGGAGCACUGAUGAUCAGGGUUUGAAGGAACUUUUAAAGCAUAGGGCUCGCAAGACUGGUUGCUUUUUCAGUAAGAGGAUGAAAAUUAACUAUGUUAUAUAUGUUGUUAACGGCCUUUCAGUUUUGAAAUCACUGGAGACUACUGGUGCCUUGGAUAGAGGAUAUACUGAUAUGGUCGUUUCUUCCUUCAAUUGCUCAUACCUCUCAUUUCAAGAUGACAAACCGGUCCUUGUGGUCACGCAUGGGGAUCUUCUUUCGCUAUCUGAUCGUGCUCGCGUUCGUGCACGUUUGGUAGAGCUGUUGGGAAUUCCGCCAGCACAAAUUUUUGAUAUCCCAGAAUGUGAUGAUCGUGUGACUGAGUUUACGACAAUUAAAAUGUUGCGUUAUACUCUUGAGCACGCUGACAGAAAUUAUCCUCCAAAAAUGAGGGUCAUGGAUAAGGUUCAUAAAGCUUCUCUAUCACUAUAUAUGGUUUUGUUGAUCCUUGGACUAGGAAUCGCCAUUGCCCUAGUCUAUAACAAGUUCAUACAUCCUCAUCAUCUUCAUCCUCAUGGCUGGAAAAUUCAUGGCCCUACACAUAAGGUUCCUGGAAUGCAACCCCAAAUAGAAUGGCACAAAAUUCGGCACAUAUGGUAGACAUGCAUUGUGUCCAUUUGUACAGAGCUAAUCGUGUUCCUCUAUUGCAUGUGUAGGGUUCACAUGAUAGUACAUUUAUGUAUAAAGAAGUAACUAAAUAAGUUUUCCUGGUCAUUUAGGGAGUUAGGUAAGCUAUAUUAGUAAUGGCUUAUAAAUAAUGUGACUUAUUAAUUUUAUGUAGUAUAUCAAUAUAUGGAUAUUAGGAAA
Molecule: messenger RNA, 1653 nt
Organism: Prosopis cineraria
Lineage: Eukaryota; Viridiplantae; Streptophyta; Magnoliopsida; Fabales; Fabaceae
Exons: 9
Coding region: 142-1446 (434 amino acids)
Source: RefSeq, a predicted model, not a curated record